UGUAUUUUCAUAACAAUAACAUUAUUCAGUCGCUAGAAAUAAGGAGUGCCUUGCAAACGAUCGUGCUACUUUUGCAUUUGAUUUGAAAUAAUAAUAGAUACAUUUUACAAUAUGACUGAAAAAUUAUUAUUAGAGGAAAUAACAAGUUUAAAGGAAAAAUUGCGAGAAAAAGAAAAUAACCUUGCAGAAUUGCGGCGUGAAAAACAAAUUUUACAGCCACAUGGAUUAAAUAAUUCUGAAAUUUCAAGAUACAGUAGACAAAUCCUCUUAUCUGAAAUAGGAGUUUCAGGACAAGUCAAAUUGAAAAAUUCAUCAGUACUUAUUGUUGGUGCUGGAGGUUUAGGCUGUCCAUCGUCUUUAUAUUUAGCUGGUGCAGGUGUUGGUCAUAUUGGUAUUUUGGAUUACGAUGAUGUAGAAAUUACAAAUUUACAUAGACAAUUACUCUUUACAACCUUAGAUAUAGGUACAUCCAAAGUUGAUGCUACAGCAAGUAGUCUCAAAAGGUUAAAUGAUAACAUUAAAGUUACUCCAUACAAACUUCAAAUUAACAGUAAAAAUGCUUUGGAAAUCAUCAAACAGUAUGAUGUCAUACUGGAUGCUACAGAUAACGUAGCUACUCGUUACUUAUUAAAUGAUGCCUGUGUCAUUAGUGGGAAGCCUUUAGUAUGUGGAUCAGCAUUACAAUUUGAAGGACAAUUAACAGUAUACAAUCAUUUUGGUCCUUGCUAUAGAUGUAUUUUUGCAAAACCACCUCCUCCUGAAACUGUUAGUAAUUGCGGAGAUAGUGGUGUACUUGGAGCUGUAGUGGGAACUAUAGGUGUACUUCAGGCUUUACAAGCUAUAAAAAUAAUUUUAGGAAUGCCAGGUAUUCUUGCUGGAAAACUUCUAAUAUUUGAUGGAAUAGAUACAAUUUUUAGAAAUUUAAAAUUAAGAUCUAAUAAUCCAGAUUGUGCUGUUUGUGGUAGUAAUCCUAAAAUUCGUAGUUUAAUAGAUUAUGAAGAGUUUUGUGGAGCCAAAGCAAAUGAUAAAAAUCCAGAUUUAAAAAUCUUGAAUACUGAUGAAAGAAUAAGUAUUAACGAAUAUCAUGAACUUAUUAAAUUAUCCUCUAAACCUUAUCUACUGAUUGAUGUAAGAUCCAAUCAAGAAUUUCAAAUGUGUCACUUAAAAGAUUCAAUUAAUAUUCCAUUCACAACAAUAAGUGGCAAAAAUGGUAUUGAUAUUGUUAAAAAAGAAAUUGAUAAUAUGGAUGCAAAUUUAUGUGAUGUUUUUAUCCUUUGUCGCCGUGGAAAUGAUUCUCAAAAAGCUGUCAAAAUUUUAAAGAAAUCAUUUUCUAAUUCAAAUUUAAAAAUUAAAGAUAUUGCAGGAGGAAUACAUGCAUGGACGCAUAAUAUAGAUCCUAAUUUUCCAAUUUAUUAAAACAACAACAUUAACAAUCAACAAUAUAAAAACCAAUUUUAUAUUACACUUUGAACAACAUGUAAAUAUUAAAAUUAUAAAUUAAUUUUUCAAUUGUAUAAACAACUAUUAUAUAUAAAACCAUUUUAUUUAUUA
Molecule: messenger RNA, 1551 nt
Organism: Phymastichus coffea
Lineage: Eukaryota; Metazoa; Arthropoda; Insecta; Hymenoptera; Eulophidae
Gene: Uba4
Product: adenylyltransferase and sulfurtransferase MOCS3-like
Exons: 5
Coding region: 112-1416 (434 amino acids)
Biological process (GO): protein urmylation; tRNA wobble position uridine thiolation
Cellular component (GO): cytoplasm; cytosol
Molecular function (GO): thiosulfate-cyanide sulfurtransferase activity; adenylyltransferase activity; URM1 activating enzyme activity
Source: RefSeq, a predicted model, not a curated record